AAUCUUUCAGUUCACAACUUUGCGGCGUUUAGUUAAUAACUAGAAGUGUACACGCGUAAUUUUUGUGUGUAAUAAAUUUUUUUUAUUUAUUUUCUUUUUAUCCGAAUCCGUUUGGGUUGUGCGUUUUUUGUUUUUUUUUUUAUUUUUUUUGAAAAUUGUGCAUUUUUUUUUUCAAAAUUUUAUUUAAAGGGAUGACAUUUUAAUGGUGUAAAACAAUACACAAAAAAGAAACAAUUUCAGCACAAAACUUAAAAAAAUAAAACAAACAAAUACAUAGAAAAACCAUAUGAAAAUAAAACAAGAAAAAAAUAUUAGAUAAAGAACGAAAAGGAAAAAAACACAAAAAGAACAGUAUUUCAAAAAAGCAAUAAAAAAAAUAUGGAUCUAAUGCAACAACAACAAUCAAUUGUAUCUUCAGGAUCAUCAUCAACAGCAACAGUAACAACAAAAGUUGCUACUAAGAAAAUUAAAAAAAUUACUCAAACUUCAUCAUUGAAAACAUCGUCAUCAAUUGAAACAAAUCAUCUUAAACAACAUCAAUCAUUAUUAUCAUCAAUACAACAACAAAAACAUAACUUUAAUAAUAGUAGUAUUGAAUAUGAAGAAGAAUAUGAAAGUGAUGAACAACAACAACAACAAUUACAAUUAAAACAACAAGAACAAAAACAGCAGGAAUCAGUAACAGCAACAAAAAGUAAUAAAAAAUUAUUAAAUAAAACUUCUAGUAAAAAAUUAAAAUCAUCAUCAUUGAGUAAAAAAAUUGAUUCAAUUGAUAAAACUGAUUCAAUUGAUAAAACUGAUUCAAUUGAAGAAGAAUAUACAACAAAUAUUAAUUAUGAUAAUAAUAAUAAUUAUGAUGAUAAUAAUGAUGAUAAUGAUAUAAAUGAUCAAGUAAUAACAACAAAACUAUCAAGAAAGAAAUCAAUUGAUAAAAAUGGUAAAAAAAAAUUGAAAAAAUCAAAAAAAUCUGACGAUACCAAAGAAAAUAUAUCAGUGAAAUCAAGUUUUAGAAAAUUUGAUGCAUUACAAAAGAAAAACUCUAUACAUGAUCCAACAAUCCCACAAGGUGAACCAACAUGCCGUAAAUGCGGUAAAAUAACAUAUAAAAUGGAAGAAAUUAAGGCUGAACGUGGAUCUUGGCAUAAAUCUUGUUUUAAAUGUACUGUUUGCAAUAAACAAUUAAAUGUUGAUACAUUUGAAAGUCAUGAGGGUGUUCUUUACUGUAAACCACAUUUUAAAAUUUUAAUGGCUCCAAAAGCUGUUGAGGAUAACGAACCUGUAAAACCUAAAAAACAUGAGCUAAUUAUACGAGAAAAUCAACCAACUGAAUUACCACCUGAUGUUGCAAGAGCAUCUGAUAAAGCUGAUUUAGGUUUAGAAGAAUUACAACAAUUGAAUGUACGGUCAAGAUUUCAAGUUUUCGAAAACUUUCAAGAAAAUCGUAAACAGCAACAAAAAGAAUUACAAGAAAAAAGUCUUCCGGAAAUUAAAAGAAGUCAAUCAAUUUUACAAAAAGUUGCAAGAUUUCAAAAGCAACCAAACAUUCGUAAUAGAGAUGAAAAUGACAAUAGCGAAAAUAAUAGCGAGUUAUCUGAUAAUUCAGAUAUUGAAGACGAAGAACCGAUUGAUUCAAAUGAAGAAGAUCCUGAUUUGGUUAGAGCUAAAAGAGCGCAAAGAGAGCGUCCAAUACGUUUUGAUCAAAUGAAUGAUAUUAAAUCUAAAUUUGAAAGAGGAACACUACAAACACGUGAAGAACGUCGCGAAGAGAGAAAACAGGAAUUACAAAAUAUUCGUUCACGUUUAUUUUUAGGCAAACAAGCUAGAAUUAAAGAACAAUAUCAACAAGCUGUUGCUGAUAGUGAACAAACUAUCAAAACUGCUAUUAAAAAACCCGACAUUGAUAUUGGGGAUAAAGCAAAAGCAUUAAAAGAAAAAUUUGAAAAAGGUGAAAUGUUUAAGGAACAUGAUCAUAAUAAAAUUCAAGAUGAAAUGGAUGUUUUUGAAUCUGGUAUUAGUAAACAAAGUCGCUCACUGUUUCUUGAAUUAGAUGCGACAGCGACAAAAAGUCCAUCAAUGCCAUCAACACCUAGGACACCUGGAAUAAAUAAUUCAAGAUCAAAUAUAGCUGUGAGUCCAUUACAAGAGGAUUUAUUAAGGCCUUUUAAUGGUGAAAAUUUAGUAAAAUAUGAUGAAAAACCAGAAGAUAUUAAAGUUGAAACAUCAGAAAUUUCAUCGAAAUUUAAAUUUUUUGAAACGUAUAAAGGACAAGAGAAUUAUAAACCUAAAAAACAAUUUCGUAUUACACCACCAAGAGAAGGUGUUGUUAAAAUGCCAUCACCAGAGGAUGAUGACGAUAACAAAAAUAAAAAUGAAUCAAAUUAUAAUGAUGACCCAAUAAUAGCUGAACAACAACAUACUGCAACAAAAAUGUUAAGUCGUUUUCGUGAACUGGAACAACAAAAAUUCAUUUCGAAUCAAGGUUCUUGCAUAAAACCAUUAAAAAGAUUUACUCCACCACCAGAUGGUAAUCGACGAAUCUAUAAUUCCGAUGAUGAAAAUGAAGAAGAAUAUGAUGAUGAAGAACAAGAUGAAGAAGUUGAAGAAGAAUAUGAUGAAGAAAUUGAAGAAGACGAUUAUGAAGAUGAAUAUAAUAAAAAAAAUAAAAAGUAUCAUGAUGAAUUCAUUGAAAUGGCUAAAUCAGCUGCCCGAGCAAAACAAUUAAGAGCGAAAUUUGAAAAAUGGGAAGCAAAUGAAAUUAAACGUGAAAUGAACAAUGGAACCGCAAAUGGUGUUAAUAUACAUGAAAAUAUUGAAGAAAGUCAAACAGAGAGCGCUAAAACAUUAAGAGCUAAAUUUGAAGAAUUAAAAAAUCAAACAACAAUUACCGCAAAUAGACCAAGAAUUCAAGUUAAUCGUUUUGUUUAAAAUACUUUGGUGCCUUAAAUAAAUUUUUGCAGCUGAGAUAUAGAUAAAAAUUUUGUUUUGAUUUAUUCUACUUUUUAUAAUAAUAAAUACAAGUAAAUAUAUUUUUAAUUGUCUUAAAUUAAAUUUUAA
Messenger RNA from Condylostylus longicornis, 3054 nucleotides. RefSeq names its product DNA ligase 1. The coding region runs from base 379 to 2925 and encodes 848 amino acids. NCBI's taxonomy places the organism in Eukaryota, Metazoa, Arthropoda, Insecta, Diptera, Dolichopodidae. The transcript has 12 exons. The record is from RefSeq and is a predicted model, not a curated record.